Entrophospora sp. SA101 is the source of this 1509-nucleotide messenger RNA. Lineage: Eukaryota; Fungi; Glomeromycota; Glomeromycetes; Entrophosporales; Entrophosporaceae. The record is from the annotation of a GenBank genome assembly.
AUGAAGAUCAAAUUGAAAACUCCAAUUUCUUUACAAGAGUUUACAAUUUUAAUAAAUAAAAUUCCUAUAAAAAAUGGUGAAACACUUGGAGUGGCAGUUUCUGGUGGAGUUGAUAUUUUGGCACUCAUAAUUGAUCAUAAAUUACGUGAAGAUAGUAUGGCUGAAUCCUUGAAUGUGUCAGAUACAUUAUCAAAAAUUGUUUCUCAAUUAGAAACAAUGGCACGGAUCGAGAGAUAUAAACUGUUGGCAAAACUAUGUAAAGAAAAUAAUAUAAAAUUUUUAUUUUUGGGUCAUCAUUUAAAUGAUCAAUUGGAAACCAUGAUAAUGCGGUUUUCUAGAGGUAGUGGGAUAGAUGGUUUAGCUGGCAUGGAUAUUACAAGUAGAUUUCCUAUUAUUAAAAAUUAUGAAGCUUUAGACAUAAGUAUUGUUAGACCUUUAUUAUCUAUCACCAAAGAAAGACUUAGAUUAACAUGUGAAAAUUUAAAUUUGAAAUGGUUUGAAGAUCCAACAAAUAAAUCAUUAAAUUAUAAAAGGAAUUUAAUAAGAUUUCAUUUAAAUAAUCUUGAUAGGAAAUAUAAUCUUGAAAAUAAAUUAGAAUUUGAGCCAUUAUCAACAACAGGUUUAACAAAUUUUUUGAAUCAUAUGAAAUAUCAUAAAAUUUUUAUAAAUUCCAAAGUUGAUAAGAUUAUUAAAAAUUUUGUAAAUUUUGACUCAAAAAAUGGAAUUUGUAUUCUUUAUUUAUCAGCAAGCACCAAUCAUUGGCUGACUAAACAACAUUUAGCAACAAGGAUUCUGAAUAAAUUGAUAAAUUGGGUCAAUUGUUCAGAGCACAAUCCAAGAUUGGAAUCAGUUCUAAAUUGUUACAAAUUUAUUUUGAAAAUUUCAUCAAAUAUCAUUAACACCACUAAUAGCAGUACACGAAAUUCAAAAGAAAACUUCCAAUCAAACAUCACUAUUAAUGGUGUUUUAAUAUGUCAAACACUUUUUUCAACAAAGCAAAUCAACAAAGAUGAUAAGCUUAGAUCAGAUAUUCAUCAUUUUGUAUUUAGUAGACAACCAUUUAUACUCAAAAAACAGCAACAAGAAGAGCAAAAAAAUGAAAUUCCAAUAAAAAAUGGAGAAAUCAUAUUAUGGGAUAAAAGAUUUUUUAUUGGUGUGAAAUUUCUGUCAUCAUUUUCCUCUCUAGAACAUUUCUUUAUUAGAGCUUUAAAUAAAAAAGAUUUAAAAUUGAUAAGAAAUCAAUUAUCAUUAUCAUCCAAAGAUGAUUAUAAAACUUAUAAAGAAAGCUUUGAAAAUUAUUUAAAAAAGAUUCCACCAAUUUGUAGAUAUACUAUUCCAGUACUAGUAAUAAAAAAUAAUAAAUUAAAGAACAUGAAAAUGAGGAGUGAAUUGAUGACAACAUUAAAAGAGGAUAAGGAUGAAGUAAUUGUUGGUUUACCUAGUUUAGAAAUCAAUUUUUUAAAAAAUAAUUUGAGUAUUUGGUCAAAAUUUUGUAAUGCUAAAGAAUAA